AUGUCGAUUCAUCCAAAACCCUCACUCUCCACCUUCACCCUCCUCUUACUCCUCACCACCUCCCUACUCAUCACCUCCCACUCAUCCCCCGACUCCGAUACCCAACCCGGAUCCGACGAAGAAUCCGACGAUCUCGAACAGCUCCUCGCCGUAGACGAGCAGCUUCAACAAGAUCUCCCUCUCAACCAACAAUCCGAAGCCGAGACCGUCUCCAAGGCGCAGAGGAUCGUGCUUGAGCUCAGCGGCGACAACGCGAAGCGAGUGAUCGGCGGGAACGAGUUCGUUAUGGUUUUGGGGUACGCGCCUUGGUGCGCGCGUAGCGCGGAUCUGAUGCCGAAGUUCUCGGAGGCUGCGACGGCGUUGAAGGAGAUCGGUAGUGGGAUUGUGAUGGCGAAGAUUGAUGGGGAUAGGUAUGCGAAGGUUGCCUCGGAGAUGGAGAUUAGGGGUUUCCCUACGCUUCUUCUCUUUGUUAAUGGGACUUCUCAGGCGUACACCGGUGGAUUCUCAGCAGAGGAUAUAGUCAUAUGGGUGCAGAAGAAGACUGGUUCACCAAUCAUUACAGUUAAUACAGUUGAUGAAGCUCAGAGGUUUCUGAAAAAGUAUCAUACUUUUGCUGUUGGUUUGUUCAACAAGUUUGAGGGUUCUGAGUAUAAUGAAUUUGUCAAAGCUGCAAAAUUAGACAAUGAAAUCCAGUUUGUUGUAACAAGUGAUAACGAUGUUGCGAGACUUCUAUUUCCUGAGCUCAAAACCAGUAAUGUGUUUAUUGGGAUGGUUAAAACUGAGGCGGAAAGGUACACGGCAUAUGAUGGAUCUUACAAAAUGGAGAAGAUAUUGGAGUUUCUUGGCAAGAACAAGUUUCCAUUGAUUACAAAAUUGAGUGAAAGCAAUACUGCUUGGGUUUACUCCAGUCCUGUUAAGCUUCAGGUUAUGAUCUUUGCCAAGGCUGAUGACUUUCAGAAUAUGGCUCAUUCCCUUGAAGAUUUUGCAAGAAAGUUUAACUCGAAGCUUAUGUUUAUAUAUGUUGAUAUAACAAAUGAGAACCUUGCGAUGCCAUUUUUGACCUUAUUCGGAGUAGAGAAUGCGAACAAAACUGUUGUUGCUGCUUUCGAUAACAAACUCAACUCCAAGUAUUUGCUCGAGUCAGAUCCAUCACCAAGCAAUAUAGAACAUUUUUGUUCAGGACUUGCGGAUGGAACCUUACCGCAGUACUAUAGGUCAGAGCCAGUUCCAGAUAAUGAAAACGCAAGCAUAGUGACUGUGGUAGGAAAGACUUUUGAUGAGUUGGUACUAAACAGUCAAGAGAAUGUUCUUCUUGAGGUACAUACACCAUGGUGUGUGAACUGCGAGGCGAUGAGCAAACAGGUCGUGAAGUUGGCUAAGCAUUUCAAAGGCUUUGAGAAUCUUGUUUUUGCAAGAAUUGAUGCAUCUACAAAUGAGCAUGCUCAACUGCAGGUUAAUGAUUAUCCUACGAUAUUGCUCUACAAAUCCGGUGAAAAGGAGAAACCGUUAAAGUUAUCAACUAAAUUGAGCGCCAAGGACAUGGCUGUUUUCAUCAACGAAGAGUUGAAACCAAGAGGUGGUUCUAGUAAGGAUGAAUUGUAG
Messenger RNA from Eruca vesicaria subsp. sativa (arugula), 1602 nucleotides. Lineage: Eukaryota; Viridiplantae; Streptophyta; Magnoliopsida; Brassicales; Brassicaceae. The record is from the annotation of a GenBank genome assembly.